Molecule: messenger RNA, 878 nt
Organism: Cuscuta campestris
Lineage: Eukaryota; Viridiplantae; Streptophyta; Magnoliopsida; Solanales; Convolvulaceae
Source: the annotation of a GenBank genome assembly
AUCUAAACAUAUUUUAUGUGUACAUAGCAGCCUAUCUGAUAACUUGCCUUUAUAUUACAUUUGCGCUUUAUGUCAUUCCUAUGCAUGCAUAUAUGUGAACAUCACUAGGCAUGCAACACCCCGGUCUUUGUGCUUGCUGGAUGAAUUUGGCAAGGGCACUCUCACCGAAGAUGGCAUUGGUCUCCUCGGUGGAGUAAUAAAUCAUUUUGUAUCGUGUUAUGACCUUCCAAAGGUUCUUGUGUGUACUCACUUGACAGAGGUAUUUGACAGUGGAUGCUUAUUGGAGUCGAAAAGGAUCAAAUAUUACACUAUGAGUGUAUUAAGUCAACAGAAAAGUUCUGCGGGUCUUGAAGAUGUUGUAUUUUUGUACAGGCUGGUUCCUGGACGGGCACCUCUCAGCUUUGGAUUACACUGUGCACUGCUUGCAGGAAUCCCCCAGGAAGUCGUGAAACGAGCAGCGGUCAUUUUGGAUGCUCUGAAGAAUGACAGGCAUGUUGAGCGGCUCUGCAGUGAGAAUGUAUUGGAUCAUGACCAGCACUGUAAGGACGCAGUGGAGAAGUUGUUAGCCUUUGAUGUAAUGAAUGGAGGAGACAUCCGCCCGUUCUUCGAAGACAUUUUCCCUUCAUAGUUCCAAGUGUUUGUACGUGUUUAAGCUUUGUUUGGCAAAGUGACCGGAAAAGGUAAGUGAUCAAGUUAAUGCAAAUUGUGUAGAAAUGACAUAAAAAGGAGAUAAAAGUAGGGCAAAUCGUGUCACUUCUAUAUAUGAAAACUCACAUGAGACCUGCACAUUAAUGUGUGGCUACUUGGAUCUCUUAGCAUUUUGUGUUUGCCUUAGCAAUGGCACCCGUUGGAUAUAGUUCACACAUGACUAACUACCU